Messenger RNA from Suncus etruscus (white-toothed pygmy shrew), 2250 nucleotides. RefSeq names its product glycine amidinotransferase (gene GATM). The record is from RefSeq and is a predicted model, not a curated record. NCBI's taxonomy places the organism in Eukaryota, Metazoa, Chordata, Mammalia, Eulipotyphla, Soricidae. Gene Ontology annotation, biological process: creatine biosynthetic process. Gene Ontology annotation, molecular function: amidinotransferase activity. Gene Ontology annotation, cellular component: mitochondrion. Bases 59 to 1351 code for a protein of 430 amino acids. The transcript has 9 exons.
ACGGGGACGCUCGAGCUGGAGAGGCGAAGGGGACCUUGGACCAAGACGGUGCGCGACGAUGCUGCGGGUGCGGUGCUUGCGAGGCGGGAGCCGAGGAGCAGAGGCGGUGCAUUACAUCGGGUCUCGGCUUGGAAGUACCUUACAAGGAUGGGUGCAGCGAACUUUCCAGAGCACCCAUGCAGCAGCAGCAUCUUCCCAGAACUCCUGUGUAGCUGAUGAAAAGGCUACAGAUCUUCUAGCCAAGGACUGCCCCGUCUCCUCCUACAAUGAAUGGGAUCCACUGGAAGAAGUGAUUGUGGGCCGAGCAGAAAAUGCCUGCGUUCCACCAUUCACCGUGGAGGUGAAGGCCAAUACCUAUGAAAAGUACUGGUCAUUUUAUCAAAAGCAUGGAGGUCAUUAUUUUCCCAAAGAUCAUUUGAAAAAGGCUGUUGCUGAAAUUGAAGAAAUGUGCAAUAUUUUAAAAAUGGAAGGAGUGAAAGUGAGGAGGCCUGACAUCAUAGACUGGUCAGUGAUGUAUAAAACUCCUGAUUUUGAGUCUACAGGUUUAUAUGCUGCAAUGCCUCGAGACAUCUUGAUAGUGGUGGGAAAUGAGAUUAUCGAGGCUCCCAUGGCUUGGCGUGCGCGUUUCUUUGAGUAUCGUGCAUACCGCUCAAUUAUCAAAGACUAUUUCCACCGUGGAGCUAAAUGGACAACAGCUCCAAAGCCCACCAUGGCAGAUGAGCUUUAUGACCAGGAUUACCCCAUUCAUUCUGUAGAAGACAGACACAAACUGGCUGCUCAGGGAAAGUUCGUAACAACUGAGUAUGAGCCAUGCUUUGAUGCUGCUGACUUCAUUAGAGCUGGAAGAGAUAUUUUCGUACAGAGAAGCCAGGUUACUAACUACCUGGGCAUUGAAUGGAUGCGUAGGCAUCUUGCUCCAGACUACCGAGUGCAUAUCAUCUCCUUUAAAGAUCCCAAUCCAAUGCAUAUUGAUGCAACUUUCAAUAUCAUUGGACCGGGUCUUGUGCUCUCCAAUCCUGAUCGGCCAUGUCACCAGAUUGAUCUUUUUAAGAAGGCAGGAUGGACCAUAGUUACUCCUCCAUCACCAGUCAUCCCAGAUGAUCACCCACUCUGGAUGUCAUCCAAAUGGCUUUCCAUGAAUGUCUUAAUGCUGGAUGAAAAACGAGUUAUGGUGGAUGCCAAUGAAGUUCCUAUUCAAAAGAUGUUUGAAAAGCUGGGAAUUAAUACCAUAAAGGUGAAUAUCCGCAGUGCCAACUCUUUGGGAGGAGGAUUCCACUGCUGGACCUGUGAUGUCCGGCGCCGAGGCACCCUGCAGUCCUACUUUGACGGACCAGACCUGGGGCAUCUGUGACUUGGCCUCAGAUAAGCCUAGGAAACUUAGGGACAAAGUUCACUCUCCUGCUUUAAAAAAUAUGCAUGAACUGUAGUGCUUUAAACAAUCAUAUCUUUAACAGGAGUCUUCAGCCUGGUUUAUUUCUUAUUAUUUUUUUGACAUAAGAAAAAUUACUUGUGCUAGGUAUUAUUCUGUCCUUCUAAAGUUAUUUGCUAUUUGGCUUCAAGUGUAAAAAUUUGAUAAAUAUGUACCAAGAUAGAAAACAGUCACUUGAGUAACUUGGCCGCUAAUAUUUAACCAUCUACCUCUGUUUUUAAUUCUCUUUCCAAAAGGCAGCUUGAAAUAUUGGUCCUGAAUUUAAUUUUUCCCUUUUUCCAGAUUUGUGAAUGUUUGUAUCACUCUUUAUAGUUUCUAAAUGAGAGGAAAGCUUGGGACAUAUACAGCUCUUAAGUAAAACCAGCUAAUUGUUUUUUUCUCAGAAGGAGUCUUGAUCAUUUAAAUUUUUCUUUCAAAAAAGUAACAGACUAUGCAAACAUUAAGGGAAUUUUUCAUAAAUACUCUCACCGUUGGUGAUUUUUGCUUCUAAAACUUCUUCAAUUUACCUCAUUUUAAGUGAAUUAUUUAUCAUCAAUUUUUCUUAUCUUUCUAAAACUCAACAGAGAUGUCUAAUGCAUUAUGAUGGAAUUGCCAAUUCCCACUAAAUUUCAGUAUUCAUUAUUUAAUAAAGAUAUUGCAUCUUUGAUAAUCUAAGAUUUGUAUACACAUGUUCAGAUUAUUUAAAGCACAGAUUUUAAAAACAUUUAAAAAAAACUAAUGGAAGUAAAAUCUGCAUUGCAAUAAUUUUAAACCUACUAAAAUAAUUCAAAGUUGGAUACUGGACAUGUAUUUUUAUUCUAAUAAAAUUCUGUGUCACAGAA